GGUGGCCAAUCACGUGGCUCUGUUUUUGUAGAGAUUUCCUCCAGCCACUGCCUCACAGACCUGUGACUGACAGAAAUGUGAAAGAAGGCGUUGCAGCCUAUUAAAACAGAGUGCGCAAAACCCAUGAAGAAUCAUUACAGGCUGUUUCUGAUCACUGAGUGUGUCCAGCAAAGGCUUUCCAAAACUACAAUUACAGGCACCAUGGAUCCAAAGCAAAUGUUCAAUUACGUGAAAUCUCCUCCAAUAACUAAUAUAGCAUGUCUCGUGAUCACAAAACUCCUAUUCUUGGCUCUUCCCAUUGCCCAGAUUGCCAUAGGUGCAGUGUAUCUCCAAGACUGUCCCCAGCAGAGUUAUAUCCCAGUGUAUGUGCUGGUCACUGGAGUGUUCAGUGUGUUUCUGGCCUUGUUGACAUGUCUGCCCUGUUCCAAAGAGCCAGAGGAGGGAGGCAACAGAGCUUUCGGCAUGGCCUGCAGCGUGUGGAAUGCUCUGGUUUCUACCUUCCUGUUCUGCUGGGUGAUCACUGGCAGUGUGUGGAUUUACUCUAUUUACCCUCCUAAUUACAACCAAACUGUGCCUGGAGUUCCCUACUGCGACAAGACCCUCUACUUGUUUGCAUUCUGGACCACCACCCUGGGCUACAUUCUGUUAGGUUUAGCACUGUUGUUGGGCUGCUGCUUUUGUGUCUGCACUUGCAUUUGUGGCUUGGCAAAAGGUUAAUUAAAUGUGUGGGCCAUUGUAAUGGAUAUUGACUGCAGAGCUCGUGUUGGUUGGUAAACUAAACUGAAUGUGAAUAUGUUUACAAUAAUUAUUUAACUGUUAAAAGUCAUUUGGAAGUACUUGGUAUCAUUUUGAUGAUUGAAAUGUAAGACAACUGAUGUUAUUAUAGUAUUUGUUUACAAUGAAUGUCAAUUUUAU
Molecule: messenger RNA, 915 nt
Organism: Danio aesculapii
Lineage: Eukaryota; Metazoa; Chordata; Actinopteri; Cypriniformes; Danionidae
Product: transmembrane protein 272-like
Exons: 6
Coding region: 124-717 (197 amino acids)
Source: RefSeq, a predicted model, not a curated record